This is a messenger RNA of Talaromyces proteolyticus, 1080 nucleotides long. RefSeq names its product putative alcohol dehydrogenase. The transcript is spliced from 3 exons. NCBI's taxonomy places the organism in Eukaryota, Fungi, Ascomycota, Eurotiomycetes, Eurotiales, Trichocomaceae. The record is from RefSeq and is a predicted model, not a curated record. Gene Ontology annotation, molecular function: oxidoreductase activity. The coding region runs from base 1 to 1080 and encodes 359 amino acids.
AUGACCCAUUUCACCACAACGCAGUCAAUUCCAAAAAUCACCAAGCAGUGGAUUGUCGAUGGACAGAAUGGCCUUGACUCCUUGAAAUACACCGAGGGUCCCAUACCGGAUCUCGGCGACACCCAAGUUCUGGUUAAAAUUCACGCAGUCUCUCUCAAUUAUCGUGACCUCAUCAUUCCCCAGGGAAAAUACCCCUGGCCGGUCAAGCCCGGCGUGGUUCCAGGCUCCGAUGGUGCUGGAAUCGUCCUGGCCGUCGGAAAAAAUGUGACUCGUUUCCAGCCCGGCGACAAGGUCGUCACAAUGCUAAAUCAACUUCAUAUAGCCGGGCCUGUGACUAACCAAUCAAACAAACAUGGACUCGGUGGCUCAGUUGACGGGACUCUACGCACAAUAGGCGCUUUCGAUGAGCAAGGACUUGUACCCGUGCCCGAGUGUCUGACCUACAUCGAAGCAGCAACGCUUCCAUGUGCUGGCCUUACCGCAUGGAACGCGCUUUUCGGAUUAAGUGGUAAAGCCGUGACGGCUGGCCAAUAUGUUCUGACUCAAGGUACUGGUGGAGUCAGUAUCUUCGCCCUGCAGUUUGCCAAAGCCGUCGGUGCUAGGGUAAUUGCCACGACUAGCUCAAACGAGAAGGCCCUGUUUCUGCAAAGACUCGGUGCUGAUCAUGUUAUAAACUAUCGAGAGACUCCAGACUGGGGCUCCCGCGUGAAACAGUUAACGCCUGGCGGCGUUGGUGUUGACCUAGUCGUUGAAGUUGCAGGGCCGACGACGCUGAAACAGAGUGCGGCUAGCGUUAAGCUUGACGGGACUAUAAGUGUUGUUGGAUUUGUUGGUGGUGAGAGCAAGGAGACAAUGCCGAGUUUGUUGGAUACAUGGAUUAAUCUAUUCACUGCCAGGGGUUUGUGGGUUGGUAGUCGUCUCCAGAUGGAGGAUAUGUGUCGGGCUAUCGAGGCGAACCCUGACAGACUCCAUCCUGUUGUUGAUCCCAGAGUCUUCAAAUUAAGCCAGGUCAAAGAAGCUUAUGAGUACUUGGCGUCUGGGAAGCAUCAAGGGAAGGUCUGCGUUGAAAUUGAGCAUUAA